AUGAGUACCGAAACUACAACCGAAAAGAACCUGUCAUUUGUGCUCUCGGGCAUCCACCAGGUUUCCUUUGAAGACCGCCCUGUUCCCGAAUUGAAAGAUCCUCAUGAUGUUCUCAUAAACGUUAAAUUCACCGGUAUCUGUGGCAGUGAUGUACACUACUGGGACCAUGGUGCCAUUGGCAACUUUGUUCUGAAAGAUCCAAUGGUACUGGGACACGAAUCAUCAGGCGUCGUCGCUAAAGUAGGAUCCGAAGUCACAUCGCUGAAGGUGGGCGACCAUGUCGCUAUGGAGCCGGGCAUUCCAUGUCGCAGAUGUGAGCCUUGCAAGAGUGGAAAGUAUAAUCUCUGCGUUGCCAUGGCCUUCGCGGCGACGCCCCCCUACAAUGGCACACUGGCGAGGUAUUAUGUCCUUCCUGAAGACUUCUGCUAUAAGCUUCCUAGCACUGUGUCUUUAGAGGAGGGAGCUAUCAUGGAGCCCCUAGGUGUCGCUGUUCACAUUGUGAAGCAAGGAGAGGUUUCUCCUGGACAGACCGUAGUGGUUUCUGGUGCUGGACCUGUUGGCUUAUUAUGCUGUGCUGUUGCCAGGGCUUUUGGUGCUUCCAAAGUCAUUGCUGUCGAUAUCCAGCCUUCAAGGUUGGAAUUUGCGAAGACAUAUGCAGCAACGUCGGUUUUUGAACCAUCCAAGACAGCAACUCCAGAACAGAAUGCAGACCGGUUGAAGGAAGAAAAUGAUAUCCCGCUUGGCGCUGACGUUGUCAUUGAUGCUUCCGGCGCGGAACCCUCUAUUGCAACUGGCAUCCAUGCUACCAGAAAUGGUGGUGUCUAUGUGCAGGGCGGAAUGGGCAGAAGCGAGAUUACAUUCCCUAUCAUGGCCGCUUGCCAGAAGGAGUUGACCGUCAGGGGCAGCUUCCGGUAUGGUAGUGGAGACUAUAAGCUUGCGGUCGACUUUGUCUCGUCGGGUAGGGUCGAUGCAAAAUCGUUGAUAACAGGCGUUGUCAAGUUUGAGGAGGCCGAGCAAGCUUUCAAAGAAGUUAAGGCUGGAAAGGGCAUUAAAACCCUCAUUGCCGGUCAGGAAUAA
Molecule: messenger RNA, 1077 nt
Organism: Monascus purpureus
Lineage: Eukaryota; Fungi; Ascomycota; Eurotiomycetes; Eurotiales; Aspergillaceae
Source: the annotation of a GenBank genome assembly